Messenger RNA from Leishmania braziliensis MHOM/BR/75/M2904, 627 nucleotides. RefSeq lists its product as hypothetical. The transcript has a single exon. The coding region runs from base 1 to 627 and encodes 208 amino acids. The record is from RefSeq and is a predicted model, not a curated record. Lineage: Eukaryota; Euglenozoa; Kinetoplastea; Trypanosomatida; Trypanosomatidae.
AUGUACCCCAAACAUGACCCCGCCCCACGGUACAGCUACUACGAGGAUCAGAUGCAGAGCCCCACGGUAAGGUCUCUGGAGCCCAAGAAGCAAAUGACAGAGAUGGAAAAGCUGCAUCAUCUGCAUGACUGGAAGAAGGACAAGGAGGGGCUCACCCCACCACCGGAGUUCGGCUGGCCGGAGGAGUGGGGCCCGGAGCCGGGGGAGGAGGGGCACAGUGAAUGGUACAAGAAGAACCGCAUGUACAUGUCAUAUGAGGAGAAGUCACGCUAUGACCUGCGUGUUGGGGUGCCGGUGGAGAAGAACUCGAUGCGGCACCAGGAAAUGCCGUAUCAGAAGCGCAUGAAGGCAGCCUACGUGAAUUUGGAGGAGAAAAACCCACAGUACUUUGACCCACGCCAGCGCAAGUACUGGGCCGAGUACUCGUACGAGGAUCAGCGCGACACGAUGGCCAAGGCGCGCGAUGACUACAUCAAGGAAUGGCUUGACGAGCCAGGGGUAACCAAGGAGAACGUGGCCAAGAAGAUCGGCGACUACAACGGGACGGCAAAACACCAAAACGUAAAGUCGGUGCAGCGGCGGCCCGAGUGGGAGUUGGCGCCGCGGCCCGAGUACGAUGACGAUUGA